Molecule: messenger RNA, 673 nt
Organism: Nicotiana tabacum (common tobacco)
Lineage: Eukaryota; Viridiplantae; Streptophyta; Magnoliopsida; Solanales; Solanaceae
Product: copper transport protein ATX1
Molecular function (GO): metal ion binding
Source: RefSeq, a predicted model, not a curated record
UAGACACGCUAACUUUCCCAUAACCUCAAAGGCCAAACAGAUAGUUUCUUCCCACGAAAGCAAAAAUCUCCCUCAGUUUUUCCCCCCCUACUACUUUUCAUCAUCAUGUCUCAGACAGUUGUUCUCAAGGUUGGCAUGUCAUGCCAAGGUUGUGUAGGAGCUGUGAACAGGGUUUUGGGGAAAAUGGAAGGUGUUGAAUCUUAUGACAUCGAUAUUAAGGAGCAAAAAGUAACAGUAAAGGGAAAUGUGGAGCCAGAAGCUGUUUUCCAGACUGUUUCAAAGACUGGAAAGAAGACUUCUUUCUGGGAAGCAGAAGCACCAGCACCCGCACCAACUGAACCCGAAACAAAGCCCGUUGAAGCAAAGCCUACAGAAGAAAAGCCCGCAGAUACAGCAGCUGAACCCGAAGCAAAGCCCGCAGACGAAAAGCCUGCAGAAGCUGUUGCUGCAGCCUGAAAUUUAUAUCAUGCUUAUGAUUUGUGCAACUUUAUUAUGACUAAAGCAUAAUGUAAUGUGUAACAGUUAAUCAGAGCUUAAAUAAUGUCUUUCUAAUAUUAAUUUUUGCGUUUGUUUUCUUCUUGUAAUAUAGAUAAGAAGUCUUGUUAGUGCAAGACUAACAUCUAUACACAAGGAACUACUACUAUAUAUACUGGAGUCUAUUGUUUCACCAGUC